This is a messenger RNA of Closterium sp. NIES-65, 522 nucleotides long. The record is from the annotation of a GenBank genome assembly. Lineage: Eukaryota; Viridiplantae; Streptophyta; Zygnematophyceae; Desmidiales; Closteriaceae.
AUGGCGACGCCAAAUCCAAAAACAACGUUGUAUGUUGGAGGGUUGGAGGAGAAUGUGACCGAGUCAAUUCUCCACGCGGCUUUCAUCCCGUUCGGUGACAUCAAGGAUAUAAAUAUCCCGAUUGAUCAGACGACGCAGAAGCACCGCGGGUUCGGCUUCCUGACGUACAUGGAGAAGGAGGACGCGGCGGCAGCCAUGGACAACAUGCACAACGGCGAGCUGUACGGCCGCGUGCUCACCGUCAACAUCGCGCAGCCGCAGAAGAUCAAAGGCGGCGAGCAGGGCUGGGCCUCGCAACCAGUGUGGGCGGACGCAGACACAUGGUUUGAGCGCCAACAGCAAGAGGAGGAGAUUCAACGAUUAAGCAAGGAGCAGAAAGCUGCUGCUGCAGCUGCUGCCAAUGCUCCAAAGGGUGGCGCUGCUGCUGAUAGAAGCAUGGAAGAGGAAGAGGAGGGGGAUACUGGGCCUGGUGCAGCUGAUCCUAUGGCUGCUGCUGAAGCUGAGGCUAUGAACAAGACAUGA